AACAAGAAACAGGAAUUUCGAUUUCUUUUUCUUCCCUUCUGGAGGCGUCCUGCCCUGCGUUCACCCCCCGAAAUCCCUCUCGAUUCGCCGCCGCCACCGCCUCCUCCGCUCCGCCGCCGCUAGGGUGUUCUCCGGCAACCCUAACCCUAACCCUAACCUAUCUUCGCCGCCGCCCGCCAAUACACCACACCCUAUACCCGCCACACACACACACACACACACACUCUCUCUCUCUCUCUCUCUAAUGGCGGCGGCGGCGGCGGCGGCUGCGGCUGCGCCGGCGCCGGCGACGGAGGAGGACGAGGAGGCGCUGCUCACCCGCGUGCAGACUAUCAUCUUGCGGGUCGUCGAGCUCGAGGACAACCCCAACCCCCGCCUCCUCCACACCCUCGCCACCAUCUGCGAGGCCCACGAAGCCAGAUAUGCACAAGAAUGUGCGAAUAGUCCAUCGUACAAUAACACAAACGCAAGGAACUCCCAUACAAUUGGCAAGCUGGCAAACUUGCUUCGGGAGAAUGACGACUUUUAUGAGUUAGUGUUCUGUAAGUUCUUAUCAGACAACUCAUACUCGGCUGCAGUACGCUCUGCUGCUGCUAGGCUGCUCCUAAGCUGCUAUUCUGCCUGGACGCCUCAGUAUCCUCAUGCAUUUGAAGAUGCUAUUGUAGAAAAUAUAAAGAAAUGGGUGACAGAAGAUGGUGGAGCGUCAAAUGAGUGUGAAUCGAAGCAUCUAGGAAAGAAUAACAAACCAACAGAUGCUGACAUGCUGCGGACAUAUGCCAUUGGGUUGCUUGCUAUGGCGCUGUGUGGUGGUGGGCAGUUGGUAGAAGAUGUCUUAACCAUGGGGGUAUCAGCUAAGCUCAUGCACUUUUUGCGUGUGCGAGUGCAUGGGGAUGUUGCGUGUGCCCAGAAAGAUUCUAAUAUUCCACUAGAUACCAAACAUCCUCGGAGCAGAGAUGAGAACAGGAGCAAAUCACGCCUGGUUCAAGACAGUUCUCGAUUGGAUGGAAUGAGGUCUGGAGAUGGAAUUUCAAUUGACCCAACUUCAGAAAACUGUGACAAUGUUAUGGGAAUGCGGCAUGCACAUGGAGAACGGUGGAUAGAUGAUGCUGCCUCUCUGCAACCUGAGCGUGCUGAUUCAUCGUUGGAUCUUUUUGAUGCGAUGGAGGCUGGUGCAACCAAUGAUAGAACUUAUAGUGCAAGCAUUUGUGAUACAAAGUCAAGAGUUGGGGAAAGGCUUUCUGCAUUGAGACCUGGAAGAGAUGAAGAGAUGAACGAAAAUACGAGAGAUGAUCUGUUAAAGCGGAAGUUGAGUCGAACAGGAUCACGACUUAGGGGGAAGAGCAAAGCAGGUGAAAGCUUGCCUGAAAGUGAAAGAACACCUUUAUCACCAACCUCAGGAUUGAAAAUAGGAACUCGGACUAGCAGAGAGAAGAAUAUGGUGAGGAUUGAGGAUGCAAAUAAGGCCAUUGAUGUGAACAACAGCUCUCCAGGCAUUGAGCCAUUUAAUGCAAUUUCCAAAGAAGAGUAUGAGGAUCGGUUCAAGGAUUGUAUUAUUGGCUUAAAGGAUAUAUCCGACAUUGUUUUAAAGGCUGUGAGAGCUGCUGAAGCUGAAGCCAGAUCUGCAAAUGCACCUGAUGAGGCUGUAAAAGCAGCAGGUGAUGCGGCUGCCGAGCUUGUGAAAUCUGCUGCAUCAGAGGUUUGGAAAACUGGAAAUAAUGGUGAUGCGGUUGUAUUAGCUGCUGAGAAAGCAGCAGCUACUGUAGUGGAUGCUGCUAUGUCAACUAGUGUCUCACGCUCUAACCAAGUCGGUGAAGAGCAUGUUGUGGAAGAGCCUGUGCAAAUCAGCGAGGAUCAUGAAUUGGAAGAUUUUGUUAUCACUGACCAUGGGCAGCUCCUACAACUUAGAGAAAAAUAUAGCAUUCAGUGUCUACAGAUUUUGGGAGAGUAUGUUGAAGCAUUGGGUCCUGUUCUCCAUGAAAAGGGAGUUGAUGUUUGCCUUGCAUUAUUGCAACGUAGCAUUAAAGACCAGGGGGGACAUGGCCACUUUACACUUCUGCCUGAUGUCCUUCGAUUAAUUUGUGCCCUGGCCGCCCACCGAAAAUUUGCUGCGCUCUUUGUUGACCGUGGUGGUAUUCAGAAGAUUCUCUCUGUUCCUAGGAUUGCUCAGACAUAUACCGCUCUUUCUGCCUGCUUAUUUACUUUUGGCUCCCUCCAGUCAACCAUGGAACGUAUUUGUGCACUCUCAUCUGACACACUUAAUAAUGUGGUUGAACUGGCGCUUCAACUUCUUGAAUGUCCACAAGAUUCAGCGAGGAAAAAUGCAGCCAUAUUCUUCGCUGCUGCCUUUGUGUUCAAAGCUAUUCUGGAUUCAUUUGAUGCAAAGGAUGGGAUGCAAAAAGUUCUAGGUAUUUUACAUGGUGCUGCUUCUGUUAGGUCUGGUGGCAACUCUGGGGCAUUAGGGUCCUCUAAUGUAAACCAGGGGAAUGAUCGGUCACCUGCUGAAGUUCUGACUGCAUCAGAAAAGCAGGUUGCAUACCAUUCAUGUGUUGCACUAAGGCAGUACUUUAGGGCUCAUCUGCUUCAGCUUGUUGAUUCUAUUCGACCAAGCAAAAGUAUCCGUAGUAUUGCUCGGAACACUUCUAGCGCAAGAGCUGGCUACAAACCAUUUGACAUUGGCAAUGAGGCUAUGGAUGCUGUUUUUCGUCAGAUCCAGCGGGACAGAAAGUUAGGUCCUGCUCUUGUAAGAGCUCGUUGGCCUGUGCUGGAUAAAUUUUUGGCAUCUAAUGGCCAUAUAACAAUGCUAGAACUCUGCCAGGCUCCACCUACUGAUCGCUAUCUGCAUGACUUAACACAAUAUGCAUUUGGAGUUCUUCACAUUACAACGCUUGUGCCAUACUGCCGCAAACUGAUAGUACAUGCUACAUUAAGUAACAAUCGUGUUGGCAUGUCUGUCCUAUUAGAUGCAGCCAACAGUUUUGGCUAUGUUGAUCCUGAGGUGAUCUGUCCAGCACUGAACGUUCUUGUCAAUCUUGUGUGUCCCCCUCCUUCUAUCAGUAACAAGUCAUCCUCAACUGGUAACCAGCAACCUGCAGCUACCCAAGCAGUUGGUGGGGCAUUUUCAGAGAACAGAGACAGGAAUGCUGAAAAAUGUACUACAGAUAGAAAUCUAACUGCAAAUCAGGGUGAAUCUCGGGAACGUUGUGGUGAUGGUAACACAUCUCAACAGGGCAAUACUGUGCAAAUUAGCACACCUGUUGUGCCAUCUGGGGUGGUUGGUGAUCGGAGAAUAUCUUUAGGAGUAGGAGCUGGUGGUCCUGGUCUUGCUGCUCAAUUGGAACAAGGGUAUCGUCAAGCUCGAGAAGUGGUCAGAGCUAAUAAUGGUAUAAAGAUUCUUUUACAGCUUCUCAGUUCUCGAAUGGUUACACCUCCUGUGGCUAUUGAUCCUAUUCGGGCACUUGCGUGUCGUGUCCUGCUUGGGUUGGCUAGAGAUGAUGCAAUUGCACAUAUACUCACUAAACUCCAGGUAGGAAAGAAACUAUCAGAACUGAUCCGUGAUACCAGUGGACAGUCAAUUGGAGGAGAUAAUAGUAGAUGGCAAAAUGAACUGACCCAAGUGGCAAUUGAACUAAUUGCGGUCCUGACAAAUUCUGGAAAAGAAACAACCUUAGCAGCGACUGAUGCUGCUGCUCCAGCACUGAGGCGCAUUGAACGAGCUGGAAUAGCUGCUGCGACUCCUGUCUCGUACCAUUCCAGGGAACUGAUGCAACUGAUACAUGAACAUCUCCUUGGAUCUGGUUUUACUGCUACUGCUGCUAUGCUGCAAAAGGAGGCUGACCUUGCACCUUUGCCAUCGACAGCUGCAGUGACUCCUGUCCACCAGGUUGCUGCCCUGGAGACAUCAUCUGCUCAGCAACAGUGGCCUUCUGGUCGUGUUCAGGGAUUUGUGCCAGAUACAACAAAGGUGACUACAGACCAAACUGGCCAGAGAUCUGAUUCUGUCUUGCCUUCAUCAAAGAAGAAAUCACUGUCCUUCUCAUCCAGUUUCUCGAAGCGAACUCAACCUUCGCAUCUAUUUUCUGGUAAUAGAGCAAGCAAUAGCCUGAAAAGUCCUGUUCCUAUUGGGAAUGUUGACAAUAUGAUUUGCGCUGCUUCUACUGUCAAUACUGGAGAUGCGGAGACAUCUCAUAAAACACCAUUAUCGUUGCCACAGAAGAGGAAGCUAGUGGACAUGAAGGAUCUUAGUUCAGCGUCAGCAGCAAAGCGCUCUGCAAUGGUUGAUCAAGCAUGCCAGUCUCCUGUAUUCCAAACUCCUGCUCCUACUCGCAGAGGACUGUCAGUGGCAGUGGAUUCUCCUACUGCUUCAUUUCAUUCUGGACGGCCAAAUUUCAACAACAUUUACACAGAGAACCUGGAUGAUUUUCAAGGCACACCUGGAGCAACAAUUACCACACCACAUCACGGUGCAAGUGAUCAACAGCCAGUAAAUUUGGAGUGCAUGACGCUCGAUUCACUGGUUGUACAAUACUUGAAACACCAACACCGCCAAUGUCCUGCUCCAAUAACAACUUUGCCACCACUCUCUCUGUUGCAUCCUCAUGUUUGCCCUGAGCCCAGUCGCAGCCUUAGCGCGCCAGCAAACAUAGCUGCUCGCAUGGGAAGCCGUGAGAUAAGGAGGCAAUUUAGUGGGAUCCAAAUACCUCGCAGGGAUCGCCAAUUUAUAUACAGCAGGUUCAAGCUAUGCCGUGUUUGCCGUGAUGAAUCCUCACUUUUGACUUGCAUGACAUUUCUUGGUGAUGCAUCACGAGUUGCAGCUGGAAACCACACUGGGGAAUUAAGAGUAUUUGACUGCAACACUGCAAAUAUCCUAGAGACCCAGACAUGCCACCAACAGCUUGUUACAAUAGUAGAGUCGGCAUCUUCUGGUGGAAAUGAGCUGAUUCUCACGUCCAGCCUUAACGAGGUUAAAGUCUGGGAUGCCUUCUCAGUAUCUGGGGGGCCUUUACACACAUUUGAGGGUUGCAAAGCUGCUCGGUUUAGCCAUUCUGGAACUUCAUUUGCCGCCCUUUCCACUGAUACGACUCGUCGGGAGGUUCUAUUGUAUGAUGUCCAGACAUAUAAUCUUGAUCUGCGGCUUCCUGAUAACUCUGGCUAUUCAGGAGGCCGGGGUUAUGUACAACCUAUUAUACAUUUCAGUCCAUCGGAUACAAUGUUGUUGUGGAAUGGGGUCCUGUGGGAUAGACGAAGUCCAAACCCUGUCCAUCAGUUUGACCAGUUCACUGACUACGGCGGUGGUGGCUUCCAUCCAGCUGGCAAUGAGGUUGAUUUUCUUUUCCUGAACCUUUUUGUUAUUUUGAAGCNCCCAACUGAUGAUGAUUCAGAUCCGGAGGACGCAGGUGACACAGAUGACGAAGAUGAUGAUGACAAUGAUGACUCAGAAGAUGGUAUUAUUCCUUUGACUGAUAUAGGUGACAGUGAUUCUGAUAUAAGUAACAGCAGUGAUGACGGUGGUGACGAUGAGGAUAUUGACAGUGGGGAUGAAAAUGAUGACGAUGAUGAUGAUGCUGAGUUCAUUGAUGAAGGUGAUUUUGAAGGGGGAGGAGGACUGCUGGAGAUUAUGGGUGAAGAGGAUGGUGAUGAGAGUGACAUUAUGGGCUCCUUUAGCAGCGGUGACGAAGAAGGAUGGAUCAUGUAA
Molecule: messenger RNA, 5692 nt
Organism: Oryza sativa Japonica Group (Japanese rice)
Lineage: Eukaryota; Viridiplantae; Streptophyta; Magnoliopsida; Poales; Poaceae
Source: RefSeq, a predicted model, not a curated record